Acaulospora morrowiae is the source of this 342-nucleotide messenger RNA. Lineage: Eukaryota; Fungi; Glomeromycota; Glomeromycetes; Diversisporales; Acaulosporaceae. The record is from the annotation of a GenBank genome assembly.
AUGGAGGAUAUUAUUUUAAUCCUAAUCAACAAGAAGGCAUAUACGCUGCGAGGAUACUUCAAUAUACUGUACAUUAAUAAGCUUCCUCGGUUUUCAUCCGAUCCACACACGUUGUCCUCACAAACGACACUGGAUUUAAUAGUGAAUAAUCACCUUGGAAAAUCAAUGCUUAGUGAAUCAAUCGACCAACCUUUCUUGAAUCAAAAAAUGGCAUUGAACAACAAUUUCAAUUUGCAAAAUUCUUGGGUUGACCGCAGACCGUACCUCAUAUUGUUGUUACAGUUCAUAAUUAGUGUUCAUAACAGAAUAUCAAAAUUCAUGAGUGGAAAUAAAAUAAUUUGA